GUUGAGGAGAGAGAAGAGCUAGCGACGAGCAGUCGUCGCCACACCGCGGGAGGUGGAGGAGGCCCUGCCGGAGUCGAGAGGUCUCUCCUCCCCGCCGACGGCCCCUGCCCGCAGCUCCUCUGCCUCCUCUCGGUGCCGGAACUCACGGGCCUGCCCGGGGCCCCCAGUCUUUGCACUCCGCACGCCGCAGCGCCCGGCCCCGGCCGCACCCGCCGGCCCCAUGAGGAGGGACGUGAACGGAGUGACCAAGAGCAGGUUUGAGAUGUUCUCAAAUAGUGAUGAAGCUGUAAUUAAUAAAAAACUUCCCAAAGAACUCCUAUUACGGAUAUUUUCUUUUCUGGAUGUUGUAACCUUGUGUCGCUGUGCUCAGGUCUCCAGGGCCUGGAAUGUUCUGGCUCUGGAUGGCAGUAACUGGCAGCGAAUUGACCUGUUUGAUUUCCAGAGGGAUAUCGAGGGCCGGGUAGUGGAGAAUAUUUCAAAAAGGUGUGGGGGCUUUUUACGAAAGCUAAGUCUUCGUGGGUGUCUCGGAGUGGGAGACAAUGCAUUAAGGACCUUUGCACAAAACUGUAGGAACAUUGAAGUACUGAAUCUCAAUGGGUGUACAAAGACUACAGAUGCUACAUGUACUAGCCUUAGCAAGUUCUGUUCCAAACUCAGGCACCUUGACUUGGCUUCCUGUACAUCAAUAACAAACAUGUCUCUAAAAGCUCUGAGUGAGGGAUGUCCACUGUUGGAGCAAUUAAACAUUUCCUGGUGUGACCAAGUAACCAAGGAUGGUAUCCAAGCACUAGUGAGAGGCUGUGGAGGUCUUAAAGCCUUAUUCUUAAAAGGCUGCACACAGCUAGAAGAUGAAGCUCUCAAGUACAUAGGUGCACACUGUCCUGAACUGGUGACUUUGAACUUGCAGACUUGCUUACAAAUCACAGAUGAAGGUCUCAUUACUAUAUGCAGAGGGUGCCAUAAGUUACAGUCCCUCUGUGCCUCUGGCUGCUCCAACAUCACAGAUGCCAUCCUGAACGCUUUAGGUCAGAACUGCCCACGGCUUAGAAUAUUAGAAGUGGCAAGGUGUUCUCAACUAACAGAUGUAGGCUUUACCACUCUGGCCAGGAAUUGCCAUGAGCUUGAAAAGAUGGACCUGGAAGAGUGUGUUCAGAUAACAGAUAGCACAUUAAUCCAACUUUCUAUACACUGUCCUCGACUUCAAGUAUUGAGUCUGUCUCACUGUGAGCUGAUCACAGACGAUGGAAUUCGUCACCUGGGGAACGGGGCCUGCGCCCAUGACCAGCUGGAGGUGAUUGAACUGGACAACUGCCCCCUAAUUACAGAUGCAUCCCUGGAGCACUUGAAGAGCUGUCACAGCCUUGAACGGAUAGAACUCUAUGACUGCCAGCAAAUCACACGGGCUGGAAUCAAGAGACUCAGGGUCCAUGUGGAGGCGAGCCCUGCCUGUCUGGGCCAAGAACAGAGUCAAGAGAGGGAAUAAAGGCCCUGGAGUGUGCAGCACUGGCAUGUAUGUGGUCAGGCAGGAACCUUGCUCCUUUCUGAAGCAAACUUCUGGCCCACCAAGCUUGGAAGGACAUGUAUUUUUUAUGCCAAUCUAAAACCUAUGUCAGCUGAUGAAAUGUACCAGGACUUCGAGAACACAGAACAUGGUAAGUUUUGGUCAGGUGGAAGGGCCCUGCCAUCUGAACGUAGUAUUUCCUGUCUCAUCUUCAGGGACACUCUUGAAAGUCCAAUAAGGCUUUACUGAUGUAGGAGAAACUCUUCCUUAGGAAAAACUUAUUGGUCCAUUUGUCUGACUCCAGAGCCACUCCACAAUAUGCCUUCAAUAAUAAAAAAAAAUACAGAGCGAACGGAGAGAAGAGAUUUGGGAUAAGUAAGAAGGUGCCCUCAAAGUUAUUAUGCAUCUGGAUCAUCUCUUUCCUAAGCAGCCUUUUCCCCUUACAUGUUUUAGCAUCAUCAGUAUCUUUUACACCUUCAUUGGCCCCAUCAAGGUGAUGAUUCCAGCUUUUUUUUUUUUUUUUUGCAUUGACUUCUCGUAUGUCCUUUCUAUACCCAUCCUUGCCCUCUAUUUGGAAAGCUUCCAUCUCACUCCCAGCAAUGCUGCUAAUUUAUUCUCGUGUCUUCAGUUUAGCUUCCUCUUUGGAUCCUUGUCCUGAUCUGGGCAAACUAUCCUGGGCAGCCUUGAAUUCAGUAACUGUCAGGUAGCUCAGGCCAUUUUUCACUGGGUGAUCUUUGAUGUUUGCUUACUGGAUUUGAAAUCAAACUGUUAGACAUGAGGAGUAAGAGGAUCUACCCUCAUCCUUUUUCCAAUAUUUGGAAUGUGAAAGCACAUCGUGCUUCAUGUAAAAAAAUGUUUUCUCCUCCUAUUCUGCUCUUUAGUGGAUGUAAAAGUAUUUCAGAUUAAGUGGUUUUUAUAAAUUUCCACAUCCAUUAAGUUGAUUUAGCAGACAUACAAGUCAGAAAUUUUUCAUAUGCCUUAUAUCACAUUUUAGAGGGCAACCUGGUAAAUAUUUUUAUGAGGCUUUAUUUUGGGCUUUCCAAACUGUUUGAAUGGUUCAGUAUAGCUACAAUGCUAUAUAGCAGUCAAGUUCUUUUAUUUCUUCUAAUUGCCUUGUAAAAUGCAUUGUUACUGGUCUGAUAACCCACUAAUGCCAUGGGGGCGCUAAACAAAGUAUGAGUUGGAACCUGUCUUGGUUUGAAGUUGUUAGGAAGUGUGAGAGUGUCCCUGGAAAGAAGAGGUGGUUUCCUGCCUGCCUGUGGGCAGCGUAUCCUUGGUGACUGUAUUUAGAGGGGAGGAACACUUGAUCAUGGUGGACCCUUGUCCAUUUAAUGUUUAUUGAAAGUCAGAUUGCUUAUGACAGUUGCCACUAGUGAGAGAGGAAGGGUUUAAAGAAAAUUGGACUGUUCUGCUUUUUCCCUCCUUGUGUACAUGAUUUAAGGUUAGAUUUCUAUCCUUGUUGUGCAUCCUGGCUGACAGACUCUUGCAGUGGUAUGCUCUGAGCUUCCGGAACAUUUUAUACAAAGAUUGCCUUCUCUGUCUGCCCACCAGUUCUAGGAUUUUUAACCACCUCAAAUCCAGGCCAUGUGAAUUAGUCAAGUCUUGCUUGAGAAGACGUGUAGGAUGUUUCAUUGGAGGUCUUGAGGCAGAACCCUCCUGCUUACAAUGAUCUUGGACCAAAGAAUGCUAAAGUGUCAGGAGGGUGAGGGGAAUUAAUAGUCUCAGCCUCUCCUCACCUUUAUUUCUCUCAUAAAUUUUAAUUGUAAGAUUGGAAGAUACAGAGAGCUGUAUACAACCAUGUCGAUAGGGUAUAAUUAACCCAGGUAAUUUGGGAAUAAAAUUUGGCUUAUAUUUGCUAUAUCCAGAUGCCCAGACUUAACAUCUUGGGUCUCCAGCAAAGAACGUGCUGCUCUAACCUUGCCCUCUCACUUGGGACAAACUUUCUACCUACCAGAAACUACCAUUUGAGGCAAGUGAGUUUUCUGCGUGAAGGGCUUCUGCAGCACCGCCCCCGCCACCCCACCCCACCCCCGUGCCCUCCCAAGGCAAGUCUACCUAUUUUGCCCAUUUUUAUUCUUAAGAACAUCAGUUCUGCAUCUCUGAAGCCUUUGAUCCUUUGGAAAGUCAGUAAGACCUUCUCAGCUGAGUCUGAGUGAAUCUUUGGAGCCCAAGAGAGUUACCCUUAAUUUUCAGCAGAGAAAAAAAUUGUUGGACAAAAUCAUGUGUGUGUUAAGAAAAUUCCAUAAUGUGCUUCCUCCGUCUCUGCCUUCUGUGCUUGUUGAGUAACCCCUUAGUAGAGGUUGGUUCAUAGGUGUUGAGACCUAGUGCUUCCUCAGCCAGGGUAGUUCACUGCCCUUUUAGGAAAAAGAACCAUGAACAACCAAAACUAUAUCAAUUGACAUUGUUUAUUUUCUGUGUUUUUCAGUGUCUUGUUUUGAAGAAUUGGGGUGGGGAAAUGGUAGUUGACAUUCAAAGUAGAGGAGAGAAUCAGUUCUGGAACUGGGGUACUUUGCUUCAGGUACAAGCAUCUGUCCUGAAUAUAUAGAAACAGCUGAAUAUGUAGAAACAUGUGAAUAGGUUUACUUUCCUCUCCAUGUAAUGAACUCCAUGCCCUUCUUAGUGGCAAGGAGGGCUUCUACUUUCUACACACCUAACCAGUGUCAUCCAGAUGGGGACUGGCACCACUGAACACCACCAGUGCUUCCCAUCGGCUUCUGGGCAUGAUUUUCACCAGGGCAAGAGCAAGUAGGCAGUAAAUGAGAAUCCCCACCCCAGGGAGAGAUAAGAGAAGAGAGGUGUUCAGACACAUACCUGUUCUCUUCUGCCAUAUCCCCAAGAACCCAGGGAAAUCUUUGAAGUGAUUUUUUUUCUUUUUUUUAAUUAAAGUGGAUGAAGAAAGAUUUACCCCACUAAGUUUUAGCUUGUCACUGUCUCUUAUACUACUUGUUGUUAUUCAUUCAAAUCUGUACUACACUGCUGCUCACGUACAUGUAUGUGUUUCUUACCUUAGCCUAACCCUUCUCAGCCCCUGAAGUCAUUUUUCUGUUUUCUUUUUUUUAUGGCACUAGCGAAUGAGAACCUAAAGUCUUAGAAAAUCCUAACUUGAAAAGGAGUCUCUAACUGGCAUGGUUUGAUUAAUUACUUUACCUUUUCCCCCUAAAGACUUGAAUGAUUUUCUUCCCUAGUGCUAUAUAAUAGAUCUGUAAUAAGUGAAACCUUUGCUGCUACUUUUCUGGGUUUACAUCAGUUUUUUCCUUCCCUUAAAAAUAAUUUCUUAUCUGUGCUUCUCUUAUGACUGUUAAUUUCUAGUAAGUACAGGAAGAGGUGAACCUGAGAUUUCUUCUCUUACUCCCCUCCUCACGCUACCCCCAAGUUAUACACUAACCUCUAACAUAUAUAAGAUCCAUGAGAUGGGGCUCAUCAUAAGAUGCUUGUGGGUUUUUUUUCUCAUCAUGCUGCAGCUCUCAGAGCUGGCCCCUGAGGAUCUGUGACUACCCAGUCCGAAGGGUUACUACAGGCAGAGAAAGGCUUUCUUAAUUUUGCCUUUCUCCAUUCCUGUUUUAUGAUCACCCUUCAGAUGCCUCCCAUUCUGGCGGCCUCCUUUUUCCUCCCAGGAAUUGUUUCCAAGUAACCUGCCUCGGUCAUUUCCCAACUGCUCUCCUCACCUUUGCCCACCUUCCAGUGACCCUGAGAGCACAGACCUGAGAGACGGGGCCUGUGCAGAGCUCAGAGAACUGUGAGGACUACCCCUGCCUUUCAGACUCUACUUGGGGACAGAGAUGGAUGGGUAAAUGGUGCUGCGGGAGCAACUUUUAUCUUCAAACCAGGCUGUUUCGCCCUUUGCACUGCCCCGCCUCCAUCCCCACUCCCCUGAGGAAGGGGUAAAGUGCAGAGGAUGGUUGACUAGCAGGGUCUGAUCCCCAACAUUGCUGUCUGGCCUAAGCCUUGUCCAGCCAUUCGGCCUGCUCUGGAGUGAGAGCUUCAGUGUGUGGGAGCUGCUGCUUGCUUGUUUCUCCACCAGGCCUGCCCCAACACUUAGCCGGUCCCUGGGGCAACACAGUUCCCUACAUGGUGACUUAACACCAGCCUCCAUUAGCUGUCCAAGCGACUGCGUUUCCACCCAGUACUUUUGGCGCUUGAGGAUGGGGGGAGGGAGGGAGGGUUAUUUAAAAUAAAUAAAAUCCAAGGUGGCAGUAGAGGAUUCCUUUUGCUUUAAAAAUCUUUGGACUAAAAAAAUAAAAAAAUUAAAAAAAAUGUUUUUUUAUAUAUGAAUAUAUAAAGUAAAUUGUUAUGUAACUAUUAUUGUUUCCUGUAUGUUCUAAUUUUUGG
This is a messenger RNA of Lagenorhynchus albirostris (white-beaked dolphin), 5830 nucleotides long. RefSeq names its product F-box and leucine rich repeat protein 20 (gene FBXL20). Gene Ontology annotation, biological process: SCF-dependent proteasomal ubiquitin-dependent protein catabolic process. Gene Ontology annotation, molecular function: protein binding. The transcript is spliced from 15 exons. The record is from RefSeq and is a predicted model, not a curated record. Gene Ontology annotation, cellular component: SCF ubiquitin ligase complex. The coding region runs from base 221 to 1483 and encodes 420 amino acids. Lineage: Eukaryota; Metazoa; Chordata; Mammalia; Artiodactyla; Delphinidae.